CGCCACGAGAGGCUGACCUGAUCGGCCUGGCAAGCAACCAGCUGACGCUUCCUCACCACUCAACUCUCGCCCGCCCGUUCAGCCAUCCCCGCCAUCCUCCCCCCCAGCCGCGACUCUGCGACCUCAAUCCAUCAUCCGCCUAGAAGCGAGCGCUCGCUCAUCCCAUCCCUGACUAUCCCUCGUGCUGCUGCGACGGACGGACCAUGGCACCGGCUGCUUGAUCGCUUCUCCCUGCAUCGAGCGACAGACAUCAUCGUCAUCCCACCACCACGAACCAUGCCGUCCAAAACGGCCAACGGCUCCUCCUCGGGCGGCGGCCAGGUGAGCCACAGGCUGCGCAACUUCUUCCGCAUAAGCAGCACCGCCAGCAGUGGAAGCAGCGACAAGGACAAGGAAAAGGAUAAGGCCAGCAGCUCCUCGACGGGCAAUGGGCUCUCUCUCAAUACGGGCAGCACCGCUGGCGGUGGUGGCGAGCUACCCGGCCCCAAGCCCUUCCGUCACACAAAGUUCUUCAGCAACACCGUCGGCCGCCUGCGCGCCCACACCGUCGCCAGCGAGGGCAAUCAGAUCGAGGAGGCCCUGAGCCCCACGGCCCACGCGAACCCCUACUUCGCUCACCAGGGCCAGCCCGGCCUGCGACACCACAACGACGGCUCCGUGCCCCCGAGCCCCCCCGACACGCCGCAAUUGAAGAUCUCCGGCCCGGAUGGAGCCGCCGCCGCCAACGAGCAGGCCACCAACGAGACCAAGGAGGAGCUGGCCCGCCGGUUACGCAGAGUUGCUAGUGCCCCCAAUGCCCAGGGCCUCUUCGCAAAGGACGAGGCCAAGGCCGCCGCCGACGGUGCCGACGGCCACCGCCCGGCCACCGCGGAGCUGGGCAAGGACCCUCUGGUCCAGAACGCCGAGUCGGGCUCUGUCGGUCUCAUGGAGCAAAAGGUUGAGGCAGCCAAGGCCAAGUCCCUCGGCCUUCCCACCGAGGACAUCCUGGCCGCCCUCCCGGCCCCCCACACGGCCCUGGCCUUCCGCAGGACCUACAGCUCCAACUCCAUCAAGGUCCGCAACGUCGAGGUUGGGCCGUCGAGCUUCGACAAGAUUAAGCUCAUCGGCAAGGGCGACGUCGGCAAGGUCUACUUGGUGAGGGAGAAGAAGAGCAGCAGGCUAUAUGCCAUGAAGGUUUUGAGCAAGAAGGAAAUGAUCAAGCGCAACAAGAUCAAGCGAGCCCUCGCCGAGCAGGAGAUCCUGGCCACGAGCAACCACCCGUUCAUCGUCACCCUAUACCACUCCUUCCAGUCCGAGGACCAUCUUUACCUAUGUAUGGAAUACUGCAGCGGCGGGGAGUUCUUUAGAGCUCUCCAGACCCGUCCGGGAAAGUGUAUCCCCGAGGAUGACGCCCGAUUUUACGCCGCCGAGGUGACCGCGGCGCUCGAAUAUCUCCACCUUAUGGGCUUCAUCUACAGGGACCUCAAGCCCGAGAACAUCUUACUUCACCAGUCCGGCCACAUCAUGCUUUCGGACUUUGAUCUCUCGAAGCAGUCGGACCCAGGCGGCAAGCCGACCAUGAUUAUCGGCAAAAACGGCUCGAGAGCGGACGCCCUGCCCCAGGUCGACACGCGGUCCUGCAUUGCCAAUUUCAGGACCAACUCCUUCGUUGGUACCGAAGAAUACAUUGCCCCCGAGGUUAUCAAGGGCAGCGGACACACGAGCGCUGUCGACUGGUGGACGCUGGGCAUUCUCAUUUACGAGAUGCUUUACGGCACCACCCCUUUCAAGGGCAAGAAUAGGAAUGCGACGUUUGCAAACAUCCUGCGCGAGGACAUUCCCUUCCCCGAUCACGCUGGGGCACCCCAGAUUUCCAAUCUCUGCAAAGCAUUGAUUAGGAAGCUGCUGAUCAAGGACGAGAACCGCCGGCUGGGCGCGCGAGCGGGCGCCUCCGACAUCAAGGCGCACGCGUUCUUUCGCUCUACGCAGUGGGCGCUGAUCCGCCACAUGAAGCCGCCAAUCGUCCCCCACCCUGGCCGAGGCAUCGACACCGUCAACUUCCGCAACGUCAAGGAAAGCGAGAGCGUGGACAUUAGUGGCUCCAAGCUCAAGGGAGUGCCGCUGGACAGCGGUUUGGCGACUCCCGGAGCCGAAAUCGAAGACCCGUUUGUCGACUUCAACAGCGUGACGCUCCACCACGACGGCGAUGACCACCACCACCACCAUCAGCACAUCAAUCCCCGGCACAUCAGCGCCUCGUCAUAGGCUGGCGAUUUACUUGCGCGAGACAGUGGAGUCGCAGGAUCCGGACACGGCCUGGCGCAGUGUCUCUCCGUUUGAAACCACGAUUCUGCGCAUGCACCGACGACGCUCGUCGCUCUCCGCCUCCUCCGAGGAGCCGGCAUCUUUUUUUUUUCAUGUCUCGCAAACUGCAUUUAUGGCAUCGCGAAGCUCUCAUUCCCUUGGAGCCAUGGUCACGCGCAGCGGGCGGCAAUGGGGUGGCCGGGGUGUUGAAGCCCUCUGAUGAUGGUUCUGUUUUGGCGUCGCGCGGACGAACGACGGGGACGCCUCGAUUGUCUUGUCCGGUAUGGCUCAUGUUUUUUCCUUUCAAAAGCGGCGUCACAUUUGGUUCGGCGUUUAAAGGGUCGGGGAGGGAAGAGCAAGUUUGAUGUAAACUGUCUGUCACCAGUCCAUGAGAGAUUACGUCGGAACUACAAUAGAGCCAAGGAUACUUUGUGCGAAUACGACAUGCUUAGCUUUUUUUUUUUGACGGCGGACGCCCCACCAUGAAGUAUCCCGUGAGGAGAUGCGAACAAGCGAGCAAAGGUUGCUGCUGUCACAGCACUCGUGAUCCCUGGGCGUCUCGUUGCGUUGUACGCACGAUGCUGUCUCAACCCCUUUUUCCCUACCGCC
This is a messenger RNA of Purpureocillium takamizusanense, 2892 nucleotides long. RefSeq names its product serine/threonine protein kinase, AGC (gene NRC2). Gene Ontology annotation, molecular function: protein serine/threonine kinase activity; ATP binding. The record is from RefSeq and is a predicted model, not a curated record. Bases 277 to 2244 code for a protein of 655 amino acids. Gene Ontology annotation, cellular component: cytoplasm; plasma membrane; nucleus. The transcript has 4 exons. Gene Ontology annotation, biological process: protein phosphorylation. NCBI's taxonomy places the organism in Eukaryota, Fungi, Ascomycota, Sordariomycetes, Hypocreales, Ophiocordycipitaceae.